AGUCGGCCCAUUUACUAGUAUUGACCCUGCAAAAACCAAACUACAUGCCUUAGUAAUCACUCGCCACUAUCAUCCUGGUUAUCAUCUAUGCUUUUGAAGCAUGUGAGCCAACGUCAACAGAGUUGUUGCAUAGGUAGAAGAGGGUUGUCUCCCUGUUUCAGAAAGGUGGUAUAAAAGACAAGAGCACACAUUCUCAUCCUUCAGUAGACUCGUCAUUCAUUCUACUGACGCUAUAGCUCAGGAAUAGAACUAGUGGAGGUUGCAGUGUGCUCCUUCAGAACCAUGUCGUCAGGCGAACCCAGAGACAAGAAAAUUAAGAAAACCCCAGAGAGGAACACUCCCAAGAGGAACACUCACAAGAGGAACACUCCCAAGAGGAUCACUCCCAAGAGGAAAAUUCCACCGAGGAAAACCCUGACCAAACUCAGCCCUAAUUCUCUGUUCGGGAUGGGGAACCCCCUUCUGGACAUCUCAGCUGUUGUGGACCAGGACUUCCUGGAGAAGUACGGUUUGAAGGCAAACGACCAGAUUCUGGCGGAGGACAAGCACAAAGCAUUGUUUGAAGAGAUUUUCAAGUUUAAAGUAGAGUAUCAUGCCGGAGGAUCUACUCAGAACUCUAUAAAGGUCGCCCAGUGGAUGAUCCAGGAGCCCCACAUGGUGUGUACAUUCUUCGGCUGUAUCGGGAAGGACAAGUUUGGGGAGAUUUUGAAGCAGAAGGCAGUGGAGGUCCACGUGGACGCCCGCUACUAUGAGCAGACAGAAGAGCCUACAGGCACCUGCGCCGUGUGCAUCACCGGGGACAACAGGUCUAUGGUGGCUAAUCUCGCAGCCGCUAACUAUUAUAAGAAGGACGAACAUCUGGACUUGAAGGAGAACUGGAAACUGGUGGAGAAAGCCAAGGUCUUUUAUAUCGCCGGCUUCUUCCUGACGGUGUCUCUGGAGUCCAUCCUGAAAGUAGCCAAACACGCAUCUGAGAACAACAAGCUGUUCACUCUGAACCUCUCCGCUCCCUUCAUCUGCCAGUACUUCAAAGAUGCCCUCAUGGAGGUCAUGCCCUACGUAGACGUGCUGUUCGGCAAUGAGACGGAGGCCGCCACGUUUUCAAAAGAGCAAGGCUUUGAGACAGAGGACAUUAAGGAGAUUGCUAAGAAGGCCCAGACUCUGCCCAGAGUCAACAAGAAGAGGCCGAGAAUCGUCGUCUUUACUCAGGGGAAGGACGAAACCAUCAUGACCAAAGGAGGUGACAAGCUGGAAACGUUCAAAGUUCUGCAGAUUGAGCAGAAGGACAUUGUGGACACUAAUGGAGCCGGAGAUGCCUUUGUAGGAGGAUUCCUGUCAGAGUUGGUCCAGGAUAAGACAUUGGAACAGUGUGUGAAAGCAGGACACUACGCUGCCAACGUCACCAUCAGACAAACAGGGUGCACCUUCCCUCACAAACCAGACUUCCACUGAUGACCUUUAACCUCUGACCCCUAAGCGAUCCACCCUGACCCUCAUCAUCCCAACUAACCGAACCAGGGCCCCCCCCCGUCCCUUUUUUUAUAAUCAUCCAUCCAUGCUUUCAUCCAAUCCAAUCCAUCCAUCCAUUCAUGCUUUCAUCCCUCCUUCACUUGACUUUCUGCAACCAGACUUCUGUGCCUGUUCUUCUUGUCCUUCACUAGGUGGCUUGGGCCACACCCAAUCUGUUUAUACUGACGUUCUACUGCCUCCAUUAGUGACUCGGCUCAAGUCAACUGCCGUUUGUAGACUCAGUCAGCCUGAUGGCACUUACUUAAUGCUUCCUGAUUCACAGUUAAAGAGAUGCUAUAAAGGCUUUGUAUCGUUUCAGACUGUAGUUUUCAAAACGGGUCCCUGAAAAUUGUGCACAAUUGUGUACAACGUCACCCAUUUCGUGUGAUAUGUUACGUCUUGAAUUUUCAUUCUGCAAUUCAUAUGGUACGUUACGAAUUUGUAAGUGUUUAAGAUCCCGUUUAAUCUCUUCAACUGUACUAAAGCCUCUCAGUUAGGUGUCAUGUUUACGCACAUAGCAGGUUGCUGUUGGAAACAGACCGUUGUCCGGUCUUCUCCAUGGGGACCGAGCCAAAGCCAAGUUAGUGAGUCAGGUUAGGGAACGGGUUAGGGACACGGUUAAGGUUGGUUAGGGAUGGGUGGAAUACUGUCAUUUGACAGAGGAGGUUUCUGUUGAGAAGGUGGAAGAUAAUGUCUAGUGAAGCAGCUCGAUGUAGAUAGUAGAGACCGAAUGCCACUGUUUUUAUAUGAAUAUCAAAUAAUUUCCCGGGUAACAAAUACGUACCUUACUAGCUCGGUUUCCAUCCCAAUUGGUGGCAGAUUUUCAUGUGAAUAUUCUGCAGCAUAAAGACAAUAUGAUCACUUCCCCACCAGAAUGACUUGUUGAGGACAAAAAUCAGUGCGUGAUGACAUAGGACCAGGGUUGGGAAACACUGCACUUCAGUACCAGACCUGUCUACUGUUGGGGUACUGGAGGACUGGACCUGUCUACUGUUGGGGUACUGGAGGACUGGACCUGUCUACUGUUGGGGCUACUGGAGGACUGGACCUGUCUACUGUUGGGGCUACUGGAGGACUGGACCUGUCUACUGUUGGGGCUACUGGAGGACUGGUCCUGUCUACUGUUGGGGCUACUGGAGGACUGGACCUGUCUACUGUUGGGGCUACUGGAGGACUGGUCCUGUCUACUGUUGGGGCUA
Messenger RNA from Oncorhynchus masou masou (cherry salmon), 2708 nucleotides. RefSeq names its product adenosine kinase-like. The transcript has 2 exons. Gene Ontology annotation, biological process: purine nucleobase metabolic process; purine ribonucleoside salvage. Lineage: Eukaryota; Metazoa; Chordata; Actinopteri; Salmoniformes; Salmonidae. Gene Ontology annotation, molecular function: adenosine kinase activity. The coding region runs from base 283 to 1452 and encodes 389 amino acids. Gene Ontology annotation, cellular component: nucleus; cytosol. The record is from RefSeq and is a predicted model, not a curated record.